Phytophthora infestans T30-4 is the source of this 1116-nucleotide messenger RNA. Its product is annotated as protein kinase. Bases 37 to 1116 code for a protein of 359 amino acids. Gene Ontology annotation, molecular function: ATP binding; protein kinase activity. The transcript has a single exon. The record is from RefSeq and is a predicted model, not a curated record. Gene Ontology annotation, biological process: protein phosphorylation. Lineage: Eukaryota; Oomycota; Peronosporomycetes; Peronosporales; Peronosporaceae.
CAGCGCUCCUUCUCUAUCUGAAACCACACAACAGCCAUGGGGUGCAGCAGUAGCAAGCCCAAGACCGACCCGCAUGGCCCCUCGACCGGGCGCUACAAUGAGGCCAACUACUCGAAUCUCGCAGCCAACGUGAACAACGGCAACUUCUCGGCGCCGCAAAACGGUAACCAGCCGCGUCGCUCUGUGCCUGCCCCGCGCAACCAGCGCAACGGCAACCUGGGUGCUUCCCAAGGUGGCAACCAUGCGGAUUCGGACAAUUGUUUCCCAGAGCUGGUCAAGUUCCGACUAGAUGAGAGCGAAGUACUACUGACUCGCAAGGUCUCCAGCGGCGCGUUUGGUGUCGUGUGGCUGGGUCACUACCAUGGCCAGCCUGUGGCCGUCAAACGCAUGAUUGACGGGGAGGACGAGGCAGUCUCCUUCUCCCGCGAGAUUGAGACCAUGUCCCGACUGUCGCAUCCUAAAAUCGUGCGCUUCAUCGGCUGCACUUGGACCAACAAGAAGGACCUGGGUGGCGUCUCCGAGUACAUGGACGGCGGUGACGUCCGCACACUGCUGGAAACCCGUAAGAUCGAGCUCAGCUGGAAGAAGGAGAAGAUUUCUAUUGCCAUUGACAUCGCCGAGGCUCUUGCCUACAUGCACUCACGUUCGCCCAAGAUUAUCCACCGUGAUCUCAAGUCGCGGAACGUGCUACUGAAUUCGAGUAUGGUGGCCAAACUGAGCGACUUCGGACUCAGUCGUAACCGAACAUACGAGGAGACUCUGACUGCCGGUGUCGGUACGGUGCGCUGGACUGCCCCCGAAGUGAUGCUGGGCGACAACUACAGUGAACAGGCCGACGUGUACUCGUUCGGUGUGGUGCUGAGUGAACUGGACACGCGUGAGAUCCCGUUCGAAGAGAAGAGUAGCAAGACUGGAGCUGGUGGUGCUCCUGACAUGGCCAUUGUGAUUAAGGUGGCCAAGGGCGAGUUGAGACCAAGCUUCGCGCCCGACUGUCCUGACGUGAUUUUGCGUAUUGCCCGUGCCUGUCUGCAGUUCGACCCGGCACUUCGUCCGGACAGCGAGUCGGUUGUGCAGAUGCUCAACGACGCGCGUGUGCAGCUCCAGGCGAUGUCGUAA